UUGCUAUCUUUAAGAAAUGUCGACAUACGCGCAGCCUGGUGGCAAGAGGCAAAAGGUAAAGGAAGGUAGGGCUGCUGACAAUGUGGAUUAUUUUCAAGGUAUAGAGAAGGUGGAAUUCAACACGGCUGCGUCCGCCACCGACACGCUCAGCUACCGCUACUACAAUGCAGCGGAGAGACUGCACUCCAAGACUAUGGAAGACUGGCUUAAGUAUAGCUUGUCUUUCACUGAGUUCAGGACUUGCAGCGCAGAAUAUCCAAGAAUCAGUAACAACCGUCCCUGGGAUGACAAUUCGCACUCCAUGGACAAUUACAAGCGAUGCUUAAAGGCCUUUUUCGACCUCUGUACCAAACUUGGCAUUAAGUACUGGACAGCUUACGACACUGACUUGCUGCAUUUGUCCGAUAGUUGGGAAGAAAAUAAGACCAACUGGGACGAAAUUGUGGAAUAUAUUCACGAAUUGGGCCAGAGGUAUCAUGUGAAGCUGUUGUGGCUCGCUCCUGAUUUGCAUUCGCAUCCUCGGUACACAACUGGCGCAUUUACAAACAACGACGCUAAUAUUUUCGCACACGCAGCGACACAGAUCAAGAAAUGCCUAGAAGUGUCACAGCGCUUAAACGCCGAAUGUUUUCUCAUCUGGCCACACCGAGAAGGCUACGAUGCCAUAUUUCAAUCCGAUGUUGCCAGAGAGUUAAAAUUGUUUGUAAAGCUUCUCAAAAUCACCGCCGAAUACAAGGAUCGUUUGAAUACAAAAUUACAAUUGUUAAUAAUGCCGUAUCAUUUUAAUGGCAUGAAGAAAUUUCGGGAUACUGAAAUACUGAACUAUUAUAUGUGGGACAUCACUAGCUGUUUGUUCUUUUUGAAGAAUUAUGGUUUGGAUCGUCAGUUCAAGGUCUGCUCUCCCCCUGGACAUCAUAUGUAUAUGGCCAAUGCGUACAAUAUGUUGGGUGGUGUAACGAUAACAAACGAGUACGAUUUGUCCCAAAACAAAUCUUUAACUCUCAUGAUGAAAAGCAUUGUUGAUCAGAAUACCGCGCCCCCUGGUGGUAUAAACCUAAAACUCUUUUUGCGUCGUGACGCUGACGCUCGUGACGCAGCCGUGUGUUAUGUGAAGUACAUUGACGUCAUUGCAAAGGCUUUACGCGUUGCUUGCAAUAUUGUCGGCGAACAGAUAUUCUCUAAGCAUGUUCAGCAACGUUACAUCAGUUACUACAGCGGAUUCGGCGCACGCGUGGUCAGCGCUGACGUAACACUGGAAGAGUGUGAAGAAUACUACAAGAAGAACCAAGUGCACGAGACAACAAACUCCAAGUGCGAACAUUUCGACUUCGUGUUCCAGCGCUAUUUAGACUCUUGUGAUCACAUUUGACAACUUUUUGACAUCGAUUGCUGUAAACUUGAGUAGUGGCGUGUGAGAGAGACGGAAAUAGAUUUAUCUGUUUUCUCGCUUACACUUCUGAAUGUAUUCACAACUGUCACUUUUCUGUUUUUCUUUUUACUUGUGUGUUGUUGUUACAAUAGCGUGUUGUUUUAUGAAUACACAGUUUUUCAAAUCGAUUGACUAUUAAAUAUUCAGAUUACUAAUUACCACAUAAGCACUUAUAUUUGUAGGAAAAUAAAAUUUAGAUCUAUGUCUA
Molecule: messenger RNA, 1637 nt
Organism: Colias croceus (clouded yellow)
Lineage: Eukaryota; Metazoa; Arthropoda; Insecta; Lepidoptera; Pieridae
Product: xylose isomerase-like
Exons: 8
Coding region: 17-1369 (450 amino acids)
Biological process (GO): carbohydrate metabolic process
Molecular function (GO): xylose isomerase activity
Source: RefSeq, a predicted model, not a curated record